CUGUGAAGGGAUAUUGUGACAUAUUCAUACAAAACGAAUCAACUAGAUAGUUGCUACAUAUAGAAAUCAAUUGAAAAUAAACGUAAAAACAACGUAAACAGAAUACGAACUUAAAUGGUUCAAGGCUGUAGAAAACUGAUAUAAAAUGAAUAAGGCAGGCGAAACAGUUUUGAAAAUUCUCAUCGAUACCGAGCGUUUUGCCGAUAAAGUACUUCAAUAUCGACUGGAAAUUAUCGAAUUGGAUAAACGUCGCCAGAGUACGCGUGAAGCAAUACGUGAUUUGGGUAAAAACGAUGACAAAAAUGUUUGGAUUACCAUCGGACCGAUAUUAGUCAAAAUGGAAAAAGAAAAGGCAUGCACUCUAUUGAAAGAAGAUCAAAAAACUAUUGACGCUGAAAUUAAUAAAUUACGCAGUGAACAAAAGGUAUGGGUGGCCAAAUUGCGUGAAGCCGAAUGUCAAGCGCCAUUGGUUGGGUUCGAUCUUAAGGCAUUAGAUCGCAAAGAAGCUGCAGCAUUUAAAGCAAAUUUACCUGGUUUUUAAAGCAAAAGUUACCCAUGUUUUCUUUAUAAAAAAAAAUUCCGCAUAAAAUGCUCAAUAAAAAAUAAUAAAAAUUUGAUAUAACGGCCAA
This is a messenger RNA of Contarinia nasturtii (swede midge), 629 nucleotides long. RefSeq lists its product as uncharacterized. The transcript is spliced from 4 exons. Lineage: Eukaryota; Metazoa; Arthropoda; Insecta; Diptera; Cecidomyiidae. Gene Ontology annotation, cellular component: prefoldin complex. Gene Ontology annotation, biological process: protein folding. The record is from RefSeq and is a predicted model, not a curated record. Bases 146 to 541 code for a protein of 131 amino acids.